Monoraphidium neglectum is the source of this 522-nucleotide messenger RNA. RefSeq names its product acetyl-CoA carboxylase carboxyltransferase subunit alpha. Gene Ontology annotation, cellular component: acetyl-CoA carboxylase complex. Lineage: Eukaryota; Viridiplantae; Chlorophyta; Chlorophyceae; Sphaeropleales; Selenastraceae. Bases 1 to 522 code for a protein of 173 amino acids. The transcript is spliced from 3 exons. Gene Ontology annotation, biological process: fatty acid biosynthetic process. Gene Ontology annotation, molecular function: acetyl-CoA carboxylase activity; carboxyl- or carbamoyltransferase activity. The record is from RefSeq and is a predicted model, not a curated record.
AUGGACGGCGUGAGCUUCAUGUUCAUCGGCCAGCAGAAGGGCCGCAACACCAAGGAGAACGUGCGCCGCAACUUCGGCAUGCCCCAGCCCAACGGCUACCGCAAGGCGCUGCGUUUCAUGCGCCACGCCGACAAGUUUGGGCUGCCCAUCGUCACCUUUGUGGACACGCCGGGGGCCUACGCCGGCAGGGCGGCAGAGGAGCUGGGCCAGGGCGAGGCCAUCGCCUACAACCUGCGGGAGAUGUUCGGCCUGCGCGUGCCGAUCAUCAGCGUCGUCAUCGGCGAGGGCGGCAGCGGCGGCGCGCUGGCCAUCGGCUGCGCCAACCGCAACCUGAUCCUUGAGAACUCGGUGUACUACGUGGCGUCCCCCGAGGCGUGCGCCGCCAUCCUGUGGAAGAGCCGCAACGCCACCGGGACGGUGCGCCGCGGCCGCCGCCGCUCCGCGCUCGCGUUCGCUAGGGGGCCUCGAGCGUGGGCACGAGAGCGGGGCGCGAAGGGAGGCCGGCCCGCGUCGUUCGCGUAG